Messenger RNA from Salarias fasciatus (jewelled blenny), 4701 nucleotides. Its product is annotated as up-regulator of cell proliferation-like. The record is from RefSeq and is a predicted model, not a curated record. The transcript is spliced from 2 exons. Lineage: Eukaryota; Metazoa; Chordata; Actinopteri; Blenniiformes; Blenniidae. The coding region runs from base 1 to 4701 and encodes 1566 amino acids. Gene Ontology annotation, molecular function: GTP binding.
AUGAGGUCCUCUGGCAGCAGCCUACUGUGCAUUCCAAAAGCUAGAAGCAAGACCCAUGCACUGAGCCUUCUGUCAAAACUUGGACUGGAGAAAUAUCAUCCCAACAAACUGACCCCUCAGCAUUUUAUAGAGAUCAACAAAAACAGUUUACAGAAUCAAACAGCCUCAUCUCUUGAGGAAAUACCAUGGUGUUUUCUGAGAAAUCUCUACAAAGUCAAUGCUGAAUGCAGGAAUUCAAUGCAACUACCAACCUGUGAAGAGGAAAAUGUUGAUUAUUUUGACCUUUACACUGACAAUGGCUGUGCAGACAAACAGGUUAACCCUCUUGAUGUCAUUGUUGCUCUUUGCCUUUGUGCUGACAACUUCUUGCAACAGGAAAUGGCCCUCAAGAUGUCAAUGUGUCAAUUGUCUGUCCCACUCUUGCUCCCCUCCAGCAACAACAGUCAAAGUACCCUGAUGCUUUGGGCUUUGAGAGACAUCAUUAAAGAAUGGUGUCCACAAAACUUGUCUGAAUCAAAAGGGUUUGUUGAAAACAACAUUGUGCAAGCAGAUAUACCAUUCUACUCUUUUGUGAGGCUGAAAAACUGCAGUUUAUCCAAGUCUCAGUUAUUGAAUCAGAUCUUCAGCCAUGGCCAACAGAGCCAUAACAUCUUCCUUCACAGAGAUAUGGAUGGAGGAUCAAUCAAGAGAGUAAUAGCUAAUGGACUGGUCGAGGUUUGCUGGUACCUUCCUUGUGGGAACGAAAAUCUUGACGUAUUUCUAGAACCAGUGGCUUUUGCCAAUUUGCGAGGAGACAUCUGUGAGUCACCUGCAGAGUUUCAGUUUCUGUUUCAAGUGUCAAAUGCUACAUUCAUAUUCCUGGACAAAGUUGAACAAGAUGAGCAUGAAGCUCUGAUGUCCCAAAAAGAUGUGCAAGACAAACUCUUCCUGGUUGUGAACCGCAAGGAUGGAAGCAAAAGCGAGGACAUGACAUUUGUCAAGACAACAGCAGAAGAGUUAAAAUUACCAAAGACCAGUGUGACAGUCAAAAACGCAAAUAUGAAUCUAGCACAGCUGUCACAAAGUCUUUGCUCAACCAUCAAGACAUCUCUCUCAGGCAUCAAAUCCACAGUUAACAUUGUAAAUAUGGUGGACAUAGCUGUUGAACUUGGAUUUUAUGUGGAUGAGAACAAAACAGGCGAACAAAAGAAAGCAGCUGAGGAGGUCAUAUGGGACAUUGGAGAUGGAAAUGUAAACUAUAAGAGGCAACAACUUCCUCUCCAGGGUGAGAAUUGGAAAAGGCUGUCAGAACUACAAAAGGAGGAGUGUAGACUAAAUGUAUCUGAUGAAUCCAGUGUAGAAGAGUAUAAAGGUCAACUGCAAGAUAAGCAAAGAGCAAUCAGAGAAGAACAAAGAAAACACAAAAUGAGCAAAGCAAUGAAGACCUUUAUUGAGAAUGUCUCCACAGAAGACAAAGUGAAGAGGGAUGAAUUUCUGAAGUGGAUGAAACUGAAACUGGACACAGAUUCAAGAGAAAAACUGUCAGAACUGCAUCAGAAAUAUAAAGAAGGAUGUGAGAAGAAGGAUCCAAAACUCAUUGCAGAGUUGGAUCAAGCUUUGCUGGACAGCUCUUUAGGAAUAGAGCAUUACAUGAGAGAGAUGGGGCUGAUCUAUGAGUUCUCCAUACAAUCACAGGAAACCACAUAUGAUAUAUCUGGUCUCCCUGGCUUGGCUGCUGAAAUACUGUUGGAUGGAUAUCCUUUAGAGCUCUUGGAUGGAGAUGCUUCCAACAUCCCAGAGAAAUGGAUAACAGAUGUGCUGAUGGAGGUCCACAGAAAGGUUGGAGAGCAAAGCAGACUCUUGGUUCUGACUGUAUUGGGUGUUCAAAGCACUGGAAAAUCAACCCUCCUCAACAUCAUGUUUGGAGUGCAGUUUCCUGUCAGCAGUGGGAGAUGCACAAGAGGAGCUUAUAUGCUUUUCCUCAAAGUUGGACAGGAUUUGAAAAGUGAGCUGGAUUGUGAUUUUAUUGUUCUCAUUGACACAGAGGGUCUGAAAUCUCCUGAUUUGGCACAACUGGAAGACAGUUAUGAGCACGACAACCAGCUGGCAACCUUUGUCAUUGGUUUAAGUGAUGUCGCCAUUAUCAACAUUGCAAUGGAGAAUGCAGCUGAAAUGAAAGAUGUCCUACAAAUCACAGCUCAUGCACUUUUGAGAAUGAAGCAGAUUGGCAAAAAAACAAUUUGUCAUUUUGUCCAUCAGAAUGUUGGUGGAGUUUCAGCCCAUUCAAAGUGCAUGACAGAAAGACAACAUAUCCUGGAUCAGCUCAAUGAAAUGACUGUGAUUGCAGCUGAAAUGGAAAAACAGCCUAACAUUAAAGCAUUUACAGAUGUGUUGGACUACAACAUUGAAAAAAACAACUGGAACAUACCUGGACUCUGGCAUGGAACCCCACCAAUGGCAGCAGUGAGCACUGGUUACAGUGAAGCUGUAGCAGAUUUCAAGAGAAAUCUCUUGGAGAAAGUGAAUGAAGACAGAAAAGCUCAACCCUCAACAAUUCCAGAGUUUUUAGAGUGGAUGACAAGUCUCUGGAAAUCAGUCAAAUAUGAGAACUUCAUCUUCAGCUUCAGAAACACCCUUGUGGCUCAUGCCUAUGACAACCUUUGCAAACAGUUCAAUGAGUGGGAAUGGGAGUUCAGAAAAGAAAUCCUCAGCUGGCAGAAAGAAGCAGAGGUAGAGAUCCUAAACACUGACAAUCAAUCUCAAGAGGAUUUUUUUGAGUCCAAAAAAACAGAAGUGUCCAUCAAAAUAGAAAAGCAACAAACUCUAAUGCAGCAGAAGCUCUCUGAUUACUACAAAACCAAAGACAGACACAUAAAUCUGAUUGAAAAAUACAAAGCCGACUUUCUCAACAGUAUCAGUCGCCUUGCUCUUGGCAUUAAAGAUUCUGUGGAUACUGCACUGGACCGUGCACUUCAGCUGAAAGCUAGCAGGAAGAAGUUUCAGAACAUACAGAGAAAAUACAGAAGUGUGAUUGAAGAGCAGGUCAUGAAGCUCCUCAGUGACUGCAAAGAUCGUUCACUGACUGAAGAAGAGCUGAAGCAAGAGUUUGAAAAGAUGUGGGAUAAGACCACAGCAGAUGUUUCUGGGCUGAAAGAGCGAGAUGUUGCAGCAAGUGUCCUGAACCAGUUGAGAAAAAAUUUCACAAACCUGAAUGUCAGUGAGAUUCUGCAUAACAUCAACUUAAAGGAAAUGGGAAACAAUCCAUUCAAAACUCGGAGAGAGCAUACCGAUUCCUGGACCACAAAGCUGAAACAUUUUUUUACAGGAGAUCUGCAGAGCGUUGCAGACAAUAUCAUAGAGUCUUGCACACAGUUCAUAAUUGAUAAAGUAAGCACAAAUCAAGACUACCAUGAGUCUUUCACAAAUUAUCUUUUGGAAAAACUUGAUGGUUUCCUUCAACAAAGUCACAAAGACCAAAAAACAAAUACAAAGUUUGAAACUGACCUGAAACUUCAUAUUUGUGGCAUUGCAGCAAGAGAGUUUCAGAAAAUGCACAGAAAAUUUCUGUCAGAAAAUGAUCCAAAAACUCAGCUGGACGAGCACAAAAACCAGUACCUGACCGACUUUCUGGAUUUGUACAUAAACAAGGACCAAGGCCAACGCAAAGCAAAGGAUUUUGUCAGAGUUUGCAUCAAGCCUGCUGUUAAUGACUUCAUCAACAGAUCUCUUUGUACAGACAUCGUAGAUGAAAUACUGACCAGCUCCCGCUCUGCAGAGUACAGCUCUCGUACUUAUUUCCAGUAUCACAUUCAGAAAGAGCUGCUAGAAAAAGAUAGCUUUGACAGUUUUGUCAAGUACAUUUGCAGCUAUGAAAUUUAUGUUAAGGAUUGGAUUUUAAAGCAAAUUCAACAAAAACUGUCAGACAACAACACACUGGGCAAAGUGAAGACCAAGAUUCUGCUGGUCAUAGUUAAAAGAAUCUCAGACGCCACAGAACAAGCAUCAAAAGAAGACAAUGAUGUUCUGUUACCAGACAAUACAGAAAGCGUCACAAAGUUCAUCAGCAAUAUGCAAAAAAUUCUGAUCAAAGACAUUUCAAUCUCAGAGGAGGAUGAAAAAACUACUUUGUUUACAAUCCAAAGCACCUGCCACACAUUCAUCAACAGCUUCAAGGAGGCAUUGGAUGAACUAAAAGAAGAACUAGAGGGUAAAUUUUCACAAAAUCAAAACAUCCAGGAGACUUUAAGCAAACUUUCAAUCAAACCACAAGAUCAACUUUUCCAGCGUGUGUUUGGCUGUGGACAGCAGUGUCCAUUUUGUAAAGUUCCCUGUGAAGCUGGAGGAAAACAGCACAAAGAACAUCAUGCUGCUGUUCAUCGGCCUCAAGGUCUUGGAAGAUACAGGAGCACAAAGACUGAAAAGCUGGUUGUAGCACUUUGUACUACGACUGUUCACAGUAAUCGUAAAUUCAAAAACACAGUCACUCAGCAGAAAAGGCAUCCUUUCAAAGACUACAGAACGUUCUAUCCAGAGUGGCACAUUCCUCCAGACAGCAGCAUCCAAGCUUCUGACUACUGGAAGUAUGUUCUGGCCCAGUACAAUGAAAGAUUUGCUGAAGAAUACAAGUCAAAGCCGGCUGAUGUUCCAGAGGCCUGGAAGAAGAUCACAAAGGAACAAGCACUGAAAGGCCUGAAAGAAGCUUUCAACAUGAAAACUGAUUAA